Molecule: messenger RNA, 2469 nt
Organism: Ostrea edulis (European flat oyster)
Lineage: Eukaryota; Metazoa; Mollusca; Bivalvia; Ostreida; Ostreidae
Product: anaphase-promoting complex subunit 2-like
Exons: 12
Coding region: 135-2450 (771 amino acids)
Biological process (GO): ubiquitin-dependent protein catabolic process
Cellular component (GO): anaphase-promoting complex
Molecular function (GO): ubiquitin protein ligase binding
Source: RefSeq, a predicted model, not a curated record
AAAACCAAAAAAAAAAACAACCAAAAAAACAUGUCCACCCACCAGACAUUCAUUUGAAUUUAGGUCAUAGAUAGAUUUCAUUGUCAUCCGGAAUUUUUCAGAGCGUCUUAAGUUUCUGGGUUUAUACAUCCAUCAUGGCGGCAAAAAUCAACAGCGAAGAUGUAAGCAAGGCUUGGAUUAUCAUCACAGAAGUUUUAUCGCCGAAUAGUGCCAAUAGAAAACACAAUGAAACAGAAUUUCAGAAUGCUGUUGAUGUUCUAACACAAAAUGGGUUGUCCUACAUGAUUGAGGAGUGGUUUGUUGAAUGUCUACAACAGCAUCUGAGAAGAAAUGUGGCAAAAACCUUCUGGAAAUUUUUUGAUGUGGAGGAGUGUGACAUUUUACCCAAACAGCUGGGUAUAGCUGUGAAUUACCUGCAUGAGAUUACAAUGGGGUAUAUGCCUUGUUUAGAUAGAUUAAACACUAUGUCAGUGAUACUGGAAAACAGGAAACGUUCCACAAUAUUUAACACAAACAAUUUGUCAGAGGCAUACAUACUGUUGAUUAAAUCAAUCAUAUUCUUUGUUUUGCCUGCCAAAUUUUGUACUGCAGUGGAAAUGUUUUAUUCACAAGCUUUCAAAGUGUUUCACCACAGCACAUCAGAGGACGAAGAACAAGACGAGGAAGAGGAGUGUAAGGGAUGUGACAAAGAGCAAGAAGAAUGUGUGUGUAAAGAUAUUCUGGACAAUUUUCACACCAUCAACAGGCAGCUUGAUGAUAUUGGUAUUUUGGAGAGAGUGUCUAGCAUGGCUGUGACCUCCAUUGUACAUGAAAGGAUAAAGAAUCACAUUGAAAACACAUGUAAAGGCAACUUUGAGACAUCAUAUCUAAAAAGUCUAGAAGAGUGGCUGGACAGAAAAGUAUUAGGCUGGCUAAGAUUGGUCUUCUCUGAAAACUGCAGAAACACAUACCCAGAAUGUAUAGAGGGAUUUAAAGGGAGGCUGCUGCACUUUAUGUUUGAAACCUUCGCUAAAACUCACAUUGAUCAGCUGUUUAACAUCAUUAUUGAGUUUCCUGAGUCGGAGCCUGCUAUUCUGGACUUGAAGAUCUGCUUAGAGAAGACAGACCUAAGAGGGACCCUGGUCUCAUCUCUUAAGACUGCACUGGAAACUCGCCUUUUGCAUCCAGGUGUGAAUACAUCAGACAUUUUGACAGCAUACAUAGCUGCUAUCCGUGCACUCCGGAUUUUGGAUCCAGUUGGAGUUAUCCUAGAGCUUGUAUGUGAUCCAGUUAGAAAGUAUUUAAGGUCAAGAGAUGACACUGUUCGGCAGAUUGUAUCCAAUCUGACAGACGAUGGCAGUAAUGAGUUGCUGGAUGAACUUCAGAAGGGUCACCCUCUGUUGGAUGAUGGCUGUAGUAGUGAUGAUGAACUGGAUGACUGGGAGAGCUGGAUGCCAGACCCUGUGGAUGCUGAUCCACGAAGCACAUCAAAGAGCCGAAGAGCCUCUGAUAUCAUCAGUAUGUUGGUCAACAUUUACGGAAGCAAAGAACUUUUUGUACAAGAAUAUCGGACACUAUUAGCAGAUCGCAUUUUGACACAGUUUAACUACGAAAUUGUGAAAGAAAUUCGCUAUCUUGAGCUCUUAAAGUUAAGAUUUGGAGAAUCUCAGCUUCAUUAUUGUGAGGUGAUGUUAAAGGAUGUGGCUGAUUCCAAAAGACUGAACUCUAGGAUUAUGGAUGAGAGGAGGAAAUCAGCAGAGAGAGAGGAGAUUGAAGUAAAUGCAAUGGUGCUCUCAGCCCAGUUUUGGCCCGCCUUUAGAGAAGAAAAGAUAAAGUUACCAGAUGUCAUGCAAAAAUUAUUGGAGGAAUACACCAAAAAGUUUGAAACCCUGAAAGGGAACAGAACACUGAAUUGGAAGCCACAUUUAGGGUUGGUGAAUAUUGAUGUGGAACUGAAAGACCGAACAUUGAAUUUCAAUGUAUCUCCGGUGCAUGCUGCCAUAAUUAUCCAGUUUCAGUCACAAGAAACAUGGAGUGUGGAAGAACUGAGCAAUGUCCUCCAGAUGCCUGCCACAGCUCUGAGACGGAAAAUAGCUUACUGGCAGACCCAGGGUAUUCUGCGAGAAGAGGCCACAGAUAAGUUUGUCCUGGUAGAGGAGCAUAAAGGGAGAUCUCAUGACAUCAUUUUAGCAGAUGAUGAUGAGGCAGAGUCAGCCAUGGCUUCUUCCCAGGCACAGAGAGAGGAAGAACUACAGGUAUUUUGGUCAUAUAUUGUGGGUAUGUUAACAAACUUAGAGAGUCUGACAAUAGAUAGAAUACACAGUAUGCUGAGAAUGUUUGCCAUGCAAGGACCAUCAGCCGUGGAAUGUAGUAUUCCAGAACUCAAACGUUUUCUAGACUUGAAAGUGAGAGACCAAAAAUUAAUAUUUUCUGGAGGAGUAUAUCGGCUGCCAAAACCUGAUUUAUUAUGAAUAAAUGAUAUAAAUCUGA